AUGCUCACCCACUGUGCACUGGCUGCCGUCGCCCUCUGGGCCGCCCAUCCGGCCGCCGCCAGCUACGCCUUCUACGUGGGCAAGAACCUCACGGUCGACGGAAGUACGAUGAUCGGAGGCACGGGCGAAGAAGUCUCCAGUCACUGGCUGCAGCUGUUUCCAGCGCGCGACCAUCCCCCCAACGCGACCAUCACCGUAGGCGUCACCGAGGACGCCAGCUUCCCCGGCGAGCGGAUCCAGAUCUCCCAGGCCAACCACACCUUUCGAUACCUCAGCAUGGAAUACUCGGACUACGAGGGAUUUCCGGCGCCCCUGACCAACGGCGGCCUCAACGAGAAGGGCGUUGGCGUGCGGGACGUCUGGGCCGUCAACCGAGACGAGCUGCAGGCCAUGACACCGAACCCCCAGCACGGAUUGCAGUACAGUGACCUUGCGCGCAUCGUCUUGGAGCGUGCGAGCACCGCCCGCCAAGGCGUCGAACUCAUCGGACACCUGAUCGCGAAGCACGGGGAAUCGACGUACGGCGGCAACUCCCACCUCAUCGCCGAUCACGACGAGGGCUGGGUCGUCUGGGAGAUGGCCGGCGGCGCGGGACUCUGGGCGGCGCAGCGCCUGGGGCCCAACGAGGUGAAGGUCCUGUAUCCCGGAUAUAUCGAGGACUUCCCGGUCAACUUCCGGGACCGCGCCGAUUACAUGGGCUCCGAGAACAUCGUGUCGUUCGCAGUCGAACGGGGCUGGUGGAACGCCUCCUCCGGCAGGCCGUUCAAUAUCUUCGAUGUCUACGGCCCGCAGGAUCCCCGGUACCGGGCCCGCGACGGGGGAUACAAGUUCAUGUCCCAGGCCGCGCUCGAGGAUGCCACCCUGCGCAUGGCCCCCGUGACGGAGGAGAAACUCAUGGCGCGCGUCCGGGAUCACCGUAUCGCAGAUGACGAGGCCGGCUAUGGACAAGUUGUCAGUCUGCGUGCCGGCGUCGACCGCGACAUGCUGCGCAUCUGGAUCGCACCCACCGGCUCCGUCGCUGCCCCUUUCCUUCCGUACUGGCUGGGGGUUGAGUCUAUCCCGGCGGAAUACGGAGAACACCGGUACCUGACCACGGGGGCCUCCAGCAGCUUUCUCAACCCAGACUAUCAGCUCCAGGAGGCCUCGAUCUUCGCCGGCCGGGUGUUCAAACGGGUUCUGUACUAUAUGUGCUCCUCGCCGCCCCAAUACCUUCCCCUCGUGAGGGAGAUGCUGACCCGAUUCGAAUCUGAAUCUCGCGCCCAGAUUCAGGGCUGGGUAGAGCAUUCCGCUCGGCUGCUAAUCAGUGCCGGUCGGCGACAAGAGGCGCGCUCAUUACUGACCUAUUAUUCCCAUUCUCGCGCAGGGAAGGCCCUAGAGAUCGGCCACCGGCUGAACAACGCGCUGGAUGGCUACAUCAAGUUGACCGGACAGUGGCAGACCCCGGUGGGCAACGAAAUCAACGACAGCGGUGAAGGCAAGGAAACGGUCAAUUGCUUGGUUGGAUACGAUCCCGACCAACCGAAGGACCUUCAGUCAUAA
Messenger RNA from Aspergillus affinis, 1539 nucleotides. RefSeq lists its product as uncharacterized. The transcript has a single exon. Lineage: Eukaryota; Fungi; Ascomycota; Eurotiomycetes; Eurotiales; Aspergillaceae. Gene Ontology annotation, biological process: proteolysis. The record is from RefSeq and is a predicted model, not a curated record. Gene Ontology annotation, molecular function: dipeptidase activity; cysteine-type exopeptidase activity. The coding region runs from base 1 to 1539 and encodes 512 amino acids.